This is a messenger RNA of Sphenostylis stenocarpa, 648 nucleotides long. The record is from the annotation of a GenBank genome assembly. NCBI's taxonomy places the organism in Eukaryota, Viridiplantae, Streptophyta, Magnoliopsida, Fabales, Fabaceae.
AUGACUUCCCCUUUCAUCCAGAACCGAGAUUGGGACCUGUCGCAGGAGCCCUCAGAAAUUUUGUUCAAUUCAUUGCCGAGCAAUGCUGUUCUUGACCCUAUUCACGAUUAUCUUUCCUUCGAUAUGGUUGAUUUCUCCACGCCAUCACCACAAGGAAACCACAACCAGUUGGUGCUGAAGUCUGAACAAGUGCCUGAAGAUGUGCAGAAUAAGGAGAGGUCGUACAUAGGUGUGAGGAAAAGGCCUUGGGGAAAAUAUGCAGCAGAAAUCAGAGACACAACCAGGAAUGGCACAAGGGUUUGGCUUGGAACCUUUGACAGUGCAGAAGCUGCUGCGUUAGCUUAUGACCAAGCUGCAUUCUCCAUGCGAGGCCAUAAUGCUGUAACCAAUUUUCCGGUCCAAAGGGUCAAAGAAUCUUUGCAAGAAAUCCAAUAUAGCUGCUUCAAUGGUUCUUCUCCUGCACUUGCACUCAAGGAGAGGCACUGCAUCCAAAGAAAGUUGUCAUCAAAAGCUAAAAAGUGUAAAGGGAAAGACACAUCAGAUGAUCCAACACAAAGUGUGGUGGUGUUAGAGGAUUUGGGAGUUGACUAUUUAGAGUAUCUUCUAAGCAUAUCCGAUCAAACUGCAAGCCCUAGCUGCUUCCACUAA